CAUCCCAACCGACCGGCCGAUGGAGUCGGAGUCGUCGAACCAGACGCCGUCCAUGGACAAGCCUCCAGCUGCAGCCGGGCGUCGGUCGUCCGAGCGCAAGGCGUCGGCAAUCGCCGAGGCGCGGCAGUUGUUUGAGGCCCGACACCGAGCUGUCCAGGCGCAGACCGUCUACCUCUUUGGUCGCGAUCCGUACGCCGGCGACCCCGCGCAGACCAAGCAGGGCGACGUGGCCGCCAUCACAGACGACUUUCCGUCCGAGCACUCGAUCCUCGAGCUCAGUGCAGGGUACGAGUGGUCGGCAGCUUUGAUGCAAGACAACAGUGUCUACACGUGGGGCUGCAACACAGGCGGGCAACUGGGUCACGGGGACACGGCGUCGAUGGCCAAGCCGACGCUCGUACAAAGCUUUGUGGGCAUCCGCGUCGUCCGCAUCUCUUGCGGCGGCACGCACGGUGGAUUCCUAUCCGAUAUCGGCGCGCUCUACAUGGUUGGGGACGGCCGCUAUGGCCGCCUCGGCAACGGCUCGUUCGAGAUGGCACUGACGCCCGUGCAGAUCACGUGCACGUACGACGCGCUCAAGGAGCGUGGCCAGGCGCUCGGCGCGUGGCCCACGUUCCUUGACGAGCGAGGCGUCAAGCGCGACGAGCCAACGACGUUUGCAGACGUGAGUUGCGGCGACCGACACACCCUCGCGCUCGUGCGCUCCGUGUCCAUCGUCAAGCAGGCUGUGGUGGCGUUUGGCGACGGCAGCAACGGCCGCCUCGGCGUUGGCACGGACAAGGAUCACACGCUGCCGUGCUUGAUCGCAGCGUACAAGACGCAGCAGGGCAUCGUGUUUCCACCCAUCCAAAAAAUCCACGCCGGCCCGAGCCACAGUCUCGCCAUCACACACACGGGCGAACUCUAUACGUGGGGCAACGGCGGCCACGGACGCCUUGGUCAUGGAUGUGAAGAAAGCGACUGGUCGCCCAAACGUGUCGAGUACUUUACCCUCACUGGACGCUUGGACGCCCACGUCGUCUUGCCCAACGAGGCGACGCCUGACGUUGUCGGCCGAGCGAUCGCUGCAGGGCGACUGCACUCGGCCGUGGUUGACACCCGCGACCAAGUCUACAUGUGGGGCGACAAUGCGUUGGGCCAGCUGGGCUUAGCACCGACCUCGGUGCCAUUCCAACCAACGCCGCUGGCAUUGCCUCCGUCGGACAUCGGCGGCGCAUCCGGCACGUCAACCGUAGCGCUUGGGGACCACUACUCGCUCUUCGUGGUGAGGCGCGACGAGACGUAUCAUUUCCACAAGCUCCGGAUGCUGGACGAUGACGCAGACGAGAACGGGCCGUGUCCAAACAACCCUGCUGGACAACCGAGGUCGUCUCGAAAGGCGGCGUUCUGGUCCCGGCGGCCGUGGCGACGACAAGCAAAUGACACCGCAACGCCGGCACCGGGCCCAACGACGAAAUGGUCGUUUGCGAUCCACGAUCCGACCGAGUCACUCGAGCUGCCGUCGAGCAUGGAUCGGUUCUUGCAUUUAAUGGCGACGACCAAGAUCGCCAAGCGUCUGCCACAAAUGAACCACCAAGCGUCCAUGGAGGCGGUACACCACGCCAAACUCGCUACCUUUCACCUCACAGAGGCUGCACACGAGCCCGAGGCGAGACGCAUCGCAGAGCCAACAAAGCCUGUCGUUGUAAAAGGGAUGGCAUCGUGGCGGGCGCGACGAGCGGUGGCAACAAGAAACAAGACGGCGGCAUUUGGGUCGGCAGCGCGGUUUCACUACCGCAAGCCAUCCGUUGUGUCUCCGACGACCAUCGUCGUGACAACGCCAGAGACACAGUCGAAGCGACCAACCAGCAACUACUUUGGCCUUGCCAAACGACUCGACGCUCCAGUUCUGCCGACCCCAGGCCCCGGCACGUACGAUAUCCCGGGUAUCUCGGUGCCGGAACCGGUUGGGACACCGUUCGGGUCGACGGCGCCCAAGAUGUUGUGCUUGACCAAGCCACCGUACGCACACGAAGUGCUCGGAAGCGUCGAGCUCCACCCCGAGUCUGCGGCACCUUUGGUGUACCCGACGUCACCGAGCGUCAAGAUUGACGACGGCCAUGAUUUCAGCCGCGUCGUGGGGCGUCAGCUUGCCAAAGGCAAGGGCUGCACGCCGGGCCCUGGGGCCUACCACCUGCCAACCUAGAGUGUCAUUAGCAUUGAGCAAGACUGCACUAGGAAAACUAUACGGUAGCAAAAACCCACAGACGAGAAUAACAUUAGUUAGAGAACCAAUAAAUAAGAGAGUCAGCAGUGG
This is a messenger RNA of Saprolegnia parasitica CBS 223.65, 2296 nucleotides long. RefSeq lists its product as hypothetical. The record is from RefSeq and is a predicted model, not a curated record. The transcript has 12 exons. Bases 20 to 2185 code for a protein of 721 amino acids. Lineage: Eukaryota; Oomycota; Saprolegniomycetes; Saprolegniales; Saprolegniaceae.